GACACUCUGCUGCUGCCUGCCGUAACCUUGGGUGUAACCUAAGAGCUCAGCCCUGGGAGAUGAAACGGGAGAAAGCUUCACCCAGUUGGGCCGCCAGAGAUCUGGGCUUAUGUAGCCAGCUGGCACCAGGUGGAUAUUUCCUGAAUUAAUCAGAAGCUCUUGGAGUGCUAAGUACCCACCCCGUGGCGGAGCUGCUCCCCGCACCAGCCCUUUCCUGGGUGGAGCAUGUGGCAGUUAGGGAUACUCAGCAGCAGCCUGCCCCAGGCUGGCAGACCUGGUACAGCUGACACUCAGCCGGAUCUCCUCAAUUUCAAGAAGGGAUGGAUGUCCAUACUGGAUGAGCUGGGAGAGUGGAAGAAACACUGGUUUGUGCUAACGGACUCGAGCCUGAGAUAUUACAGGGACUCCAACGCGGAGGAGGCCGAUGAGCUGGAUGGUGAGAUCGACCUGCGCUCCUGCACAGAAGUGACGGAAUAUGCCGUGCAACGCAACUAUGGCUUCCAGAUACACACAAAGGAUGCCACCUUCACCCUGUCAGCAAUGACCUCGGGGAUCCGGCGGAACUGGAUCGAGGCACUAAGGAAGAAUGUGCGCCCAGCCAGUGCACCGGAUGUCACAAAGCUAUCUGACUGCAAUAAGGAAAACUCCUUCCGCAGCUGCGUUCCCCAGAAAGGCUCCUUCAGGUCAGAGGAGCAGUGGCCAGGCUUGGGGUCGGAGGUUAUCUCCAAGGGCAGUAACCGGAAGGUGGAUGGGUCUCACCACACCUUUGACUACGUGGAGCUGUCCCCCUUGCAGCAGGGCCCCUUGAAUCAGGGGUCCCUGCAGCGGACGAGAGGCAGUUUGAGGGGGAUCUCUGACCGAGUCACCAAGCAGGAGGACCUGGAACGGGACCUGGCCCUCCGCUCUGCGGAGAGGCGGAAGUGGUUCGAGGCUCCUGACACCGGGGUCCUGCAGGGCGAUGGCCCAGCAGGGGCCCUCUGCUGGAAGGCAUGUGAGCAGGAGCUUCUGGGGCCCACCCUGUCGGAGGACCAGCGCAGUCGGCUGAGUGAAGAGAUAGAGAAGAAAUGGCUGGAGCUGGAACGGCUUCCCCUGAAGGAGUCUAAGCGCCUUCCCCUGACGGCACUGCUGAACCAGAGCAAGGGGGGCCAUGGAGACACGAGGGAGGCGCUGGAGAAAGAGGUCCAGUCCCUGAGGGCACAGCUGGAGUCCUGGCGUGCCCGUGGCGAGAGCCUUCGUGACACAGGAAAAUCCCAUGGAGAUCGCCACAUGCCCCAGGGCUUCAUCUCCCAGGAGGCAUGUGAGCGCAGCUUGGCAGAGAUGGAAUCUCUUCACCAGCAGGUCAUGACUGAGCUCCAGCGGCACCAUCAGCGGGAGCUGGAGCGGCUGCGGCUGGAGAAGGAGCGGCUCCUGGCUGAGGAGGCUGCGGCCACAGCUGCAGCAAUUGAAGCGCUGAAGAAGGUACACAAGGAGGAGCUGGGCAGGACACGCAGUUUCCAGCAGAGCGGGUCAGGCUCGGAGGCCCUCCGGAGACAGCACCAGUCGGACGUGGACUCUCUGAAGCGGGAGCUGCAGGUUCUCUCCGAGCAAUACUCCCAGAAGUGCCUGGAAAUCGGCGACCUCACAGAGAAAGCAGAAGAGCGGGAGCAGAUGCUGCAGCGCUGCCAGCAGGAGGGGAAGGAGCUGCUCCGGCAGAACCAGGAGCUGCAGACGUGCCUGUCAGAGGAGAUCCAGAGGUUACGGACCUUCAUCACCGCGCAGGGCACAGGGGACGGGGCCUUGCACAACGGCGAGAGGAGCUCCUGUGAGCUCGAGGUGCUGCUUCGAGUGAAGGAGAAUGAACUCCGGUACCUGAAGAAAGAGGUUCAGUGUCUUAAGGAUGAGCUCCAGAUGAUGCAAAAGGAUAAGAGAUUUGCUUCAGGGAAGUACCAGGACGUCUAUGCAGAGCUGAACCACGUCAAGCUGCGCUCGGAACGGGAAAUGGAGCAGCUGAAGGAACACCUGCGCCUAGCCAUGGCAGCGCUGCAGGAGAAGGAGACGCUGCGCAAUAGCAUCAGCGAGUAGAGGUUUGUUUUGCUCGAUUCCUCACUUGUGGGGAGCGGGUGGCUGCAUCCCAUCCAUUAACACCCCCUCAAGGAAACCAGCUCCCAUGUCUUUCACCAAUCCCCAUCCCAUGCGCCUGCGUAUCUGAGCACAUCGUUUGGACUGGCUCCUACGUGCACCUUCUUCAGGAUUUUAUAUGUGAAAAGAUAUAUUUUAUAGAUACUUCACUUUUUUGUUUUGUGGGUGGGGAACAUUUUAAAUCUACAGUAUCUUUUUAACCAGCAGCUGAAGACAGAAGAAACACAGCUGUUGCUCCUGCCUCAAAUGCUCCUUGUAGGGUGCAUCUAUGGGGUCACGAGUGGCCUUCUCCCCUCUUAUCUCCCUGCUCCUCCAGCCUGCUUGGAUGUGCUGGAAGGACCAUGCACCAUGAGACAGACUGUGGCUAGCCAUACAAGAGAACCAAUGUCCUGCACACGUUCCCCUGGACGAGGAGAUGUGGACAGAGUGUGCUCAAGCUGUUGGGGACUGUGCUCUCACUCUGUGGACUGUAUCGAAGGCAGAUUUCGGUACCCAUGGGCCAUGUGUCUGUCCCAGGGCAAGGCCAGUCCCCUGGAGGUUUUGGAAGAGCCUGCCUCCUGCUAACACACUCCUGAGGAGAAGCAGGGGGACUCCACACGCACGACCGCUGCAUUCGCCGGAGCCAAACAAUGAAGGCGGCAACUGCCCUUCCGCACCGUUAAUAGUUUAACUUAAUAAAAUCUUCAGCUAUCA
Molecule: messenger RNA, 2811 nt
Organism: Chelonia mydas (Green sea turtle)
Lineage: Eukaryota; Metazoa; Chordata; Testudines; Cheloniidae
Gene: TRIOBP
Product: TRIO and F-actin binding protein
Exons: 14
Coding region: 226-2061 (611 amino acids)
Biological process (GO): positive regulation of substrate adhesion-dependent cell spreading; actin filament organization
Cellular component (GO): actin cytoskeleton
Molecular function (GO): actin filament binding
Source: RefSeq, a predicted model, not a curated record